Dermacentor andersoni is the source of this 1752-nucleotide messenger RNA. Its product is annotated as juvenile hormone acid O-methyltransferase-like. Gene Ontology annotation, biological process: ubiquinone biosynthetic process. The record is from RefSeq and is a predicted model, not a curated record. NCBI's taxonomy places the organism in Eukaryota, Metazoa, Arthropoda, Arachnida, Ixodida, Ixodidae. Gene Ontology annotation, molecular function: polyprenyldihydroxybenzoate methyltransferase activity.
AACAGCUGCGCUCUGAAGCGUCAGAAGUUGUGGAAAAAGCUAGAAACGUGCUGCUGAAUUACUUGUGAGCUAUAGAUACGUGUAAAAGGGCAAAUUUCAUGGAAACUAUCACAUGUUGGAGGGUGAAAGCUAAAACUGCUACCUCACAUGACUGGCAAGAGCAUUUCAUGACAGACUGCAAGCAAGAACUGCUGUUUGUCGAGGAUGCCACCACUGAACCGAAAAAAACGUGAGCACUGGAAUUUGGCAUCGGUUGGAACAAUUCGGUUGCUUCACUGCUAAUAGCUUGCGACGCUUUUAACAGACAGAAAACAGUAACUAAACUUUACUGGUCGGUUGAUGCGAAACAGGUAUGUUUCAAAUAUCCGAAAACGACGAUAAGUUCCGUUUCAAAUGCGGAUGAUAUAAACUUCGAAUAUUCGCUCAGCUCUAAUUAUAAGGUAAAGUGGCCUUCCAAUGUUAAAGUGUGGCUACGAACGAAAAGUUUUUGAGUUCGGCCCCAGAAUUUGUACAACCGUGACGUGAGUUCCGGAACAAACUUCUUUCAGUGCCCAUGUCCAUUGUAAUCUAUGUGUUAGAACCCAUAGACCUAACAGGGUAAUGCAGUGCAAUUUUAUGCUUGGAGCUCGAACUGAUUUUUCGGGCUGUUACUGAGUAAGACUUGUGUGUUAACUGUCGGAAAAGUUAACGUAACGUACCUUUUGUAGUAGGUUGCCGAAGUCUAACUAAAAAAAACUGAUUUCCCUGGCAGGUAUCGGGAACCAGAACCUUGCUUUCACCGCGCAACUGUCAUAUCGAGAACCCUGACAAGUCCCUGGCCAAAGCACUCCUGGCGGCUUCGUCAAAUCCUUUUCAAGCCGCUUCCUACAGCAACUCAACAUGGCUACGAAAACGACAAGGAAUCUCAGAUAUAACUCCCAGUCAUACGCUAACAACGACGAGCUGCAGCGCAUCGUGAAUCUCAAGGCCCUGGACUUAAUCAACAUGAUGUUUCCGCCAGCUAACACCGAGAGCCAGCAAUUCUUGGACAUAGGCUGUGGUACCGGGGACUUCACCAGGGACUGGCUACUGCCGAGAUGUCCGCCCUGUCGAAGACUCGUCGCGGUAGACGCGUCGGAGGAGAUGCUUUCGUACGCUCGCGAAAACAGCGUGCACCCAAAUAUCCAGUACGAUUACCUCAACAUCGGCGAUGACGUCAGCGACUUCAUUGAAAAGUAUGGAAGAUUCGACCGCGUCUACUCUUUCUUUUGCCUCAACUGGCUCAAGGACCAGGUGGAGGCGACGAAGAACGUGUCUCGACUGUUGACGCCUUCCGGACAGUGUCUACUGCUAUUCCCUGCCUGGUCACCCACGAGGGCGUUGUGGAGGACGAUGGCAAAGCUCGAACGUUGGAAAAAGUUCUCGAACGUCUUCGAUGGGUUCAUGCCUAAGAGCCAAGACUUGGAGGACGACAAGGCCAGACUGUCCUACCUGCGUGGCAUACUUGACUCUGCUGACCUUACGGCAAACACGUGCGAGUUACUUUACCUGCAGCUCAAUUACGAAAAUCCCCAGGAGCUCAUCGACAUCCAGCUCUCCGUGAAUCCUGUGGUGGCCAGAUUGGCGCCUGACGAAAAAGAACUCCUCCGCAAGGACGUGACCAAUGAAGUUUUGAAAUGGACGAGCGACGACGUCUUCCCAGCGCGGCCCACUGUAUAUCUCGUGCACGCGAGAAAACGCCAGGAUUAAAUGGUCUACACAUUUUACAAAUUC